Colias croceus (clouded yellow) is the source of this 891-nucleotide messenger RNA. RefSeq names its product alpha-crystallin A chain-like. Gene Ontology annotation, molecular function: protein folding chaperone. The record is from RefSeq and is a predicted model, not a curated record. Bases 57 to 794 code for a protein of 245 amino acids. Gene Ontology annotation, biological process: response to heat; protein refolding. The transcript has a single exon. NCBI's taxonomy places the organism in Eukaryota, Metazoa, Arthropoda, Insecta, Lepidoptera, Pieridae.
GUCUCGCUCGCCGGCAUUCGAAAAAUAACACGCAACCAAGCAAUAUACAAAUCAAAAUGUACAAACAAGCGCUGCUAUUCGCUGCAUUUCUAGCCAUAACAAACUGUGAGGAGAAGCCGUAUAAAACACACCACUAUGUCGAUCCGUUUGCCCUUUUAGAUCGGCACCUGUCACACAGCCUGACCUAUUUAUGGCCGUGGAGUCAUCUCAUCAGAGCUGCUGCUGCUUUGGACCUGGAAGACAAUUUAGAAGACCCGCAAAUAAUAUCUGAUUCGGAGCAAUAUCUUGUCCGACUAAACGUAAGGCAUUUCAAACCGGAUGAACUAAAAAUCAAAGUCAAAAACCGAUAUAUGAUUGUGGAAGGCAAACACAAAGUUCGCAACGAUGACGAUAAAAGGUAUAUAGCCAACCAUUUCAUGCAACGGUUUAUUUUACCACCUGGAUCGAAUCAGGAAGAAGUAAAAGCAGUUUUGAAUGAGAAGGGCAUCUUAACAAUAUCUGCGCCAAAACACGAGCUCCCGCCACCGCCUCCAGAGAGGGAAGUGCCAAUCGAAGUAAUUGAACCAAGUGAACAAAAGACAGAAAAACCUGUUGAGAAGGUUGACAAGAAGGAACCAAUAGCGGCGUCGUCGCCUACUCCUCUAGAACAGUUGGAAAUCGAAGCAACAACACACGUCGGUAAAAUAAGGAAGAAGGAACUAAAAACAACGACUAAAACAACAAAGGACAAUGAGGUUACGAAAGGCGGUGACGGAAACGGUUUAGAUUAUGCGUUAAUAGAAGGUGAAGAAUGAACUCGUAGUGUCAUAACUAGGUUAUGAUCCAAAGACUGGUUUCGAGCUUUAAGUGAGUGCGUUGUGGAGUGUUUAAAAUAAAAUGUUAUUUAUUCGA